GUCUUUGUGUGCGAGGCAGCGCAGCCUGGCCGUUUGAAUGUGCUGCGAUUGGAAGGGACCAUUUCCAUGGACCAUCUGUCUCACUGGCCACCGACACAACAAAGGACCCAGGAUGGUGUUAGUACAUGUUGGAUAUCUGGUUCUUCCCGUCUUCGGCUCAGUUAGAAACAGAGGAGCACACUUCACCAGGCAUCAACACAGCCAUGCUACCUCCUGCCGACACUUUCACCUGGGUGCCCCCCAAGCACCCAUCCCAGCUGAGUUCCCUCUGGGACACGCCAGCCAGCCCCCCCAGACAGGCCUGGCCACCCACCUGCCCCCAGCACACCAUCCGCCCCUCACUGCCCUGCCUGCACCCCCCCAGUUCCAGGAUGUGCCAGGGCCUCCAUUCCUACCUCAGGCCUUACACCAGCAAUACCUCAUCCAACAACAGCUUCUUGAGGCGCAGCACCGCAGGAUUCUCCCACACUCCAGAAGAACCCAGGAUCGUGUUCCCCUGAAUCCUCACCGACUGCGGUCAGGCUAUGAGUACUCCCCUCCCCUCCAUGUUCCCCAGCCAAUCACACAGCAGCCGCGGUACCUGGCCGAGGGCACAGACUGGGAUCUCAGUGUAGACGCUGGCCUCCCUCACCACCAGUACCAGCUGCAGCAGCUCCCACAGCACUAUCAGCAUUACCUUGCCUCUCCCAGAAUGCACCACUUCCCCAGGAACACAUCCUCGGCACAAGUGGUUGUGCAUGAAAUCAGAAACUACCCCUACCCCCAGCUCCACCUGUUGGCAUUGCAAAGCCUAAAUCCUUCUCGGCAUGCCACCGCUGUGCGAGAAAGCUACGAGGAGCUGUUGCAGCUGGAGGAUCGCCUGGGCAGUGUCAGCAGAGGGGCUGUGCAGACAACCAUAGAAAGAUUCACCUUUCCACACAAAUACAAAAAGAGAAAGCCCCUGGAGUUGAAGAUAGGGGAGGAGGAGACAGAUGUGGAUGAGAAAUGCACCAUCUGUCUGUCCAUGCUGGAGGAUGGAGAGGACGUCAGGAGAUUACCCUGCAUGCACCUCUUCCACCAGGGCUGUGUGGACCAAUGGCUGGCCACGAGCAGGAAGUGUCCCAUCUGUCGAGUUGACAUCGAAACACAGCUGAACCCCGACAGCUGAUGAGCCAAGGCAGAGAUUUAAACCCCUGUCAAUCACUCCAGCGUGGUUCCUGCUUUCUUCCACCCCGGCCUGUGGGCCCCUCCCCCCUUUCGGGUGCUUUGCCAAAUGUCUCCAGACUUCAUGUGACAUCAUCACCCUUCUGACUCACGCUUUACUGAGCCAAGCCAGGAUUACUAACUGCACGAGAGGCUGCUGGAGACUCUCUAUAUAUAGAAGCACAUCCCUCCGGAAGCAAAAGACACGCAAACAAACACACAUCCAUACUCUCUCAUGUACACAGGGUUUACUUGUAGCUUGCUGGUCGUAAGUGGGGUGUUGUUACUGUUGUGGUGUUGUACCGUAGGGAGCCUGGGCUGCGUAGCAUGUUCUUAAAGCCAUGCCUUAAUGUCCUGAGAGUGGAAAACGCAUAAACCCACCGUGAGCUGGCUACUUUCUCUCUCUUUUCUCUCCUUCUCUCUCUAUAUUUCUCUCUUUUUCUCCCCACACAUAUUCAGUCAAAAAUGAAUAUUCUGCCACACAAGAAAGCUUAACAGAAACUACACGCUCUGACGCCAUGUUUAUCUACAGAUCAUUUGUGGUAGUAGUAGAGUAGCAGUAUCCAGCAAAGUGAUAUUUGGUGGUCUCUCGCCGCUGUUAAGGGUGAGCGCUAACUACGUGUUUCUUUCAGUCUCACCUGGCUUCUACUUUUCCGCAAUACCGUUGUACAUUAACUCGGAGCAGAUGGUGUCAUGUCAGUAGGCGUCUUUCACUGCUGCGAAGCCAAGCCAAGUGAUCGCGCUGUCGUGUGUUUAAAACUUAAAAUACGCAGGUAGAGAAGUGUUUUACCAAAAUGCAUUUUUGUCAUGGUGUAGCUUGACCUGACGCACAGGUUUAUGUGUGUGUGUGUGUGCGUGUGUGUGUGUGCUGUGCGCUAAAGUGUGGAGAGUGUGGUCUAACAGUUGUGUGGAUGUGUAAGAGAAGUCCAAAAGUGCAAAAUCUGAGUGUGUGUUAGGGGGUUCAAGGCAACACCUAGUAGUUUCUGUAGUUAGGUGAAUCACACGGCCACUGGAGUGCUUAUACUAUACAAUGCCAAAUAUGAAAUGAAAAAUAAUCUACAUAGAGGGCCUGUCUCCCAUCAUGCACUGAAGUGAUGGCGCGAGGUGGGAGUGAUAGAAGAUUUAGCUGCCCUUGUACCAUCUUUUACUGGCACAGGUGCUUUGGCUGAACAGUGUACUAAACUGCAUGUUUUAUUGUCGACUUGGGCUGUUAGCUUUGGUAGCGUUUCUUAAAACUU
This is a messenger RNA of Myripristis murdjan (pinecone soldierfish), 2420 nucleotides long. RefSeq names its product arkadia (RNF111) C-terminal like ring finger ubiquitin ligase 2Ca (gene ark2ca). Gene Ontology annotation, molecular function: zinc ion binding; ubiquitin protein ligase activity. Gene Ontology annotation, cellular component: nucleus. The record is from RefSeq and is a predicted model, not a curated record. The coding region runs from base 38 to 1147 and encodes 369 amino acids. NCBI's taxonomy places the organism in Eukaryota, Metazoa, Chordata, Actinopteri, Holocentriformes, Holocentridae. The transcript is spliced from 8 exons.